CAAUCAGGUAAAAGUCAACUGAAUUUGGCCAGGCAGUCUCUUGACCUUCAACCAGGGCUGCAAAUACCACAGUCUGCAUGCACCCUUGAUCUUGUCCUUACAACUGGCAACAGAUGCUGGCAAGGUGGAGGUUGGGAACUCGUCGGUACUGUCCGCUCAUGGCCUCUCUCAAAACUCUUCUCUUUCUGUCGCUGGUGUAUUACUCAUGUAACUCAGAGGAACUGGAAACAUUCCGAACAGGGCCAACGGGAGAGCUUAAAGCAGUCUACACACUUAAAUCUCAGUACAUCCCAAAAUCCGCUUUUCGAUUAUAUACAAAUGGCGAUGCCAUUGAAGACACCUGCAGCAUCCUACCUUUUCAACCUCAGACACUGAAUCUGUGUGGCUUCAACACAUCUACACCACUGGUGAUCAUCAUCCACGGCUGGUCGGUGGAUGGGAUGCUAGAGAGUUGGGUUAUGAAGCUGGCAGCUGCACUGAAGACAAAGAUGAAGGACAUCAAUGUAAUUAUUGCUGACUGGCUGUCACUGGCUCAUGAACAUUAUCCAAUUGCAGUACAGAAUACACGACUCGUGGGCCAAGAGAUCGCAGAUAUGCUGGAGUGGUUGCAGGAAUCUUACCAGUUUUCAACAGACAAGGUCCACUUGAUUGGCUACAGUCUGGGCGCUCAUGUUUCAGGUUUUGCUGGGAGCCACAUUAGUAGCUCUAAGAAGAUUGGAAGAAUUACAGGUCUAGACCCUGCUGGCCCACUCUUUGAGGGAAUGUCCUACACAGAUCGUCUCUCUCCUGAUGAUGCCAACUUUGUAGAUGCUAUUCACACAUUCACUCAACAACAUAUGGGUCUGAGUGUUGGAAUAAAGCAGCCAGUGGCCCAUUAUGACUUUUACCCAAACGGAGGCACUUUCCAGCCUGGCUGCCACAUAAAGGAUGUAUUUGAACACCUCUCACAGUAUGGGCUUCUGGGUUUUCAACAAAGCGUCAAGUGUGCUCAUGAGAGGUCUGUACACCUGUUUAUCGACUCCCUGCUGAAUGAAGACAAGCAGAGUGUUGCAUACUGGUGCAAUGACAAUAACUCCUUUGAUAAAGGAAUCUGUCUCGAUUGCCGGAAGAACCGUUGCAACACAUUGGGCUACAACAUCAAAAAGGUUCGGACUGGGGCAAGCAAGAGACUAUAUCUGAAGACUCGCUCCAGAAUGCCAUAUAAAGUUUACCACUACCAGUUCAAGAUUCAAUUCAUCAAUCAAAUUGAACAAACUGAACCAACUCUGACCAUUUCACUAAUGGGCACCAAGGAGGACAUUGAAAACUUGCCGAUUGAAUUGGUGGAGGAAAUAUCGGGUAAUAAGACCUACACAUUUCUGAUCACACUAGACACGGAUAUUGGGGAAUUGAUGGUUCUUAAAUUUAAAUGGGAAGGAACAGCUGUAUGGGACAACAUCUGGUACAAAGUCCAGACCAUCAUGCCAUGGAUAACAGAGCAGAAAGGACCCAAGCUUACUGUGGGGAAAAUCCAAGUAAAGGCUGGCGAGACACAGCAAAAAAUGACCUUCUGCGCCCAGAGUGAAGAUGGCAUGCACAUCCCACCCUCUCAGGAGAAAACAUUUGUGAGGUGUGAAAAAAAUCGUGCUGGGAGGAGAAAGAAGAAACUUCAGCAACCAUAACUCAGCCCAGCUACUCACAAGACCAUUUUCAGGGGUUCAGAUAAUGAUGUGAAUACUUAAACUUGCACGCACCCUCAUGUGCAACACACCUCAGGGGAUUUUACUGAAGCAAAGAGUUAAACGUUCUCAGCUGUAUAAAUACAGUAUGAUUAUUUUGCCAAUUGAAGUCAUUUAAUUAAGACUUAUACAGUAUGUAUGAUCAAAGUUUUUAUUAAUAUACAGUCGGUUAUACGGAGGAAUGUCAGGGACAAAUAAUCAUUGUCACAUAAGAGAGGUCUUUAGUGGGAGGGGAAACUUGGCACUUUUUUGAAGCACGCAUUUAGUCACGCAACAGAAUGUUUUUUCCAGGCAUAACAAGCUUGAACUUAUUUUGCUGGCUGUCUGAUUCUGAAUACAUUUUAACAUUCUGAAAAAAUAUACAAUUACCAAGUAUUUUAGAUGCUAUACCACAGAGUUCUGAGUUUCUGGAAAGCAGGAACACACCUGGAAAAAAAUAAAUACGCAUAAAAAAAAAAAAAAAACAUAGAAAAACAUUUUAACCAUCAUUUAAAGUUAACAAAAACUGCAAAUAUGAAUGCAGAGAACAUGUCAGGACACCUAAAAAUAAGUUUUUUCCCCUUUUGUGAUUUAAUUCAGGGUCUUCUAGUUCUUAAUUUAUCAGAUACAUCUUAAAAUUACAUUUACUCAUUUGGCUGACACCUUUACCCAAGGAGACUUGCAACAUUUAUGAUACAAUUGGUAACAUUUCUUUUAGCUUUCCAAUUGGAGCCCAGGCAGGUCAAGUGCCGUCACAUGCCUUAAAAAUCAACUAUUUUGAUGUUUCAUUGCAGAAUUCAGGCCAUUUCUACACAAACCACUAUUGUCCUACCACAGUCAAGCUGGAACUGUUAGUUCACUGUUCUGAGCUCAAGCAGGUCCUAAUUGUUGACUUUAAAUGACGAUACCUUUUAGUAUUGUGGUUUUUUUUAAAAAUAUGAGUAGGAGAUAAACUAAAGAAAUGUUUGAGUGAUUAGAUUUGACUUAAAGUGUAUUGUCAGUACAAAUCCGUUUGAUGUCAAAUAUACUGAGUUGCUAAACGUGAAACAACAAUGCCGUUUCAAAACUGGUGCCAGCCCAUCAUGAAGCACUUUGACAUACAAACACAAGCGACCUAUAUUUCAUAAUGUACCAUUUUAUAGAAACUUCCAUCCCAAGGUACAUCAAAUGAGCGGCAUUUUCAGAUUGUUUUCAUGUCAAAUGGAGUACAAGCAGGUUAAGUGAUUUGGGUAGGGUCACACAAAUGAAAAGGGCAACCCUGCAGCAGAAGGACUGCUCACUAUAGGAAAAUAAAAGGCCAGUUCAACAAAAAGGACUGAAAACCUGAAGACUACUAAAUGAGUAUCAAAACAGGGAAGAUUGAUUCGGUUUGCCUUUUUCUUUAAGGCUCCUUUGUAGCAGUUAUUCAUCUACGGCAUUACUUGAUUCUUCCAUUUGCAGUGCUACAAAAUAAUAUCCGCAAAUACUAUAAAAGUGCACACUCACUCAUUUGAAUGUGGCGUCAAUUUAAAGAUGUAUAUAUUCCAGUGGUGUCUCCUAUAAACUGCACAACCACAAAGGGAUUUCAUGGUAAAGAUUAAAUGCAAAGGCCACACUGGACAGGGCAGGUUCAAAGUAUAUUCCCUUGUUACUUAAACACGUGUGUGUGAUGUCAUUCAUGUCAAAUUGUUGCUAGAGGGAAUCUGUAAUUUUGGCAGAAAGUCUCACUUCCAAAAAUGUUUAAGCCAAGAGAGCACGCUGAAUUCUAAUCACCACCAAAAUAUAUAUAUAUAUAUUUUUUUUAGAUGACUGCUUUCCUUCGGAUUUGAAUGAACAAAGAGCUGUACAUUUCACAUGUGACUCCAACCUCAUGUGACACCCCACAUCUGAUGGCGACCAAUCCAAGUCAGGUGACAUUUCAGAGCGUGAACUCAGUUGAAUGUCAAUCAGUCAGUCAGUAUCCAA
Polypterus senegalus (gray bichir) is the source of this 3641-nucleotide messenger RNA. It is a transcript of the gene lipca, whose product is annotated as lipase, hepatic a. Gene Ontology annotation, molecular function: triacylglycerol lipase activity; apolipoprotein binding. The record is from RefSeq and is a predicted model, not a curated record. Lineage: Eukaryota; Metazoa; Chordata; Cladistia; Polypteriformes; Polypteridae. Gene Ontology annotation, biological process: lipid metabolic process. Bases 114 to 1661 code for a protein of 515 amino acids. The transcript is spliced from 10 exons.